GAAAGCCACGUCCCCCUGAGCUGCUGUUGUCAGUCUCCAUGCUGGGGCACAUGGCUGUCUUUACAGAGCAUAUUUCACCCUUUAAAAAAUGCUCAAAAGGACUAUGGAUAAGAAAAGGAUAAGAAAGAAGAAGACUAAGAAAAUGAGAAUCCGAGUAAGAAUAAAAAUGAGAAGAGGAGUAAGGGUAAGAAAAGUUUGAGUAACAACAUUAGAGAAUAAGAAGAAAAGUUUGAGUGCAUCUCAGGACCCGGCUGGUUUCCCUGACGCUAAGUUGAGCUCACAGCUACCCAGAUCAGCGGCUGUGCUUUCCACAGCAGCUCUCAGCUAGAAAGUGGUGUCCCAAGACGACAUGGAGCAGCUUUUCUAACUCUGCAGACUUCUUUGCAGGCACGCUUACACAAGCAGUUGGUAAUUUUGCCAAGAGUUUGGAAGGGUGGCUGAUGAACGCAAUGAGUGAACUUCCCCCCGAGAUUGUCCGGGCCAAGGUGGGGGUAGUGAGUGCCUUUGCGCAGACGUUACGGAGCUACGCGUCGCUGAACCGCCUGGCUCAGGCCGCCCGUGCGGUGCUGCAGAACACUUCCCAGAUAAACCAGAUGCUCGGCGAUCUCAAUCGGGUCGACUUCACCAACGUGCAGGAGCAAGCCUCGUGGGUGUGCCAGUGCGAGGAAGGCAUGGUACAGAAGCUGGAGCAGGCUUGCAAGCUCACUCUGCAGCAGCAGAGUUCUCUGGACCAGUGGGCUAGCUGGCUGGAUAAUGUUGUUACUCAAGUCCUGAAGCAUCACGAGGGCACUCCCAGCUUCCCCAAGGCAGCCAGACAGGUCUUGCUGAAAUGGUCUUUCUAUAGCUCCAUGGCGAUCCGGGACCUCACCUUGCGCAGUGCUGCCACCUUUGGUUCCUUCCACCUGAUUUGCCUGCUCUGUGAUGAAUCCGUGUUUUAUCUGGUAGAGCACCGUGUUGCCCAGGCAACAGGGGAGACGCCGACUGCGGGAAUGGGAGAGUUUGGUGACCUCACACCUCUGUCUCCAACACCGCUGGACAAAGAGGACAUGAGUGACCUGGGCAGCGAGGUGGACACAGCCUCCCGGAGCAUGGGGGGUGCACUUGUGAAACAUUGUGAUGGCGGCUCCGACGGGGCUGAGCUGGUGGAGCUUCUGCCCCAGCAGGGCUUUAUUCUCCCUUUCUGUGUCCUGGGGGUCUGGGCUGAUGCGGACUACAGGGCAGAGGAGGAGACUAUGGGGGACCGUAUCAAAGGCCUUGGAGAAGUCCAGGUAGACAAUGUCCACCGCCCGCCCCGUGUCCACCAGGCAAGUCGCUUUGUCAUAGAAGGCCACCAGUUCCAGGCUACUGGCCCCAUCAUCGCAGCAUCGGAGCAGCCAGUUGACGAUGUGCUCACCUGA
Messenger RNA from Phalacrocorax carbo (great cormorant), 1397 nucleotides. NCBI's taxonomy places the organism in Eukaryota, Metazoa, Chordata, Aves, Suliformes, Phalacrocoracidae. The record is from RefSeq and is a predicted model, not a curated record.